AUGCCUUGCAUCACUAGUGAAUCGUUGCUUGAUAUGCAGAAUCGAUUAGUGGUUGAUGAAUUAAUGUAUGACAAAUUUUCAUUGGGAGAAGAGCAUAAAAGACUAUUGAAUUCCCUCACUGAUGAGCAGAGAGUUGUUUAUGACAAAAUCAUUUCGGCAGCUAGAGCGGCAUCUGUUAGAUCAAAAGCUGAAAUAGUACUUAAUGUUGCUUCUAGCGGAAUUGCUUCUCUUUUGCUUCUUGGAGGACGAACAUCACAUUCUAUAUGUCUUAUUCCUAUUCAGAUCAAUGAAGAUUCAACGUGUAAUAUGAAGUCAAAUUAUACUAUAGCUGAGUUGCUGUCAAAAACGAAGUUAAUCAUUUGGGAUGAAGCACCGAUGCUACAUAGAUUUUGUUUUGAGGCUUUGGAUAGAACACUUAGAGAUGUUCUUAGAUUUUCUAACACGAGCUGUGUUGAUAUGCCAUUUGGUGGAAAAGUUGUUGUUUUAGGAGGUACCACUCGUAAUGUGAAGGAAAUAAAAGAAUUUUCUGAGUGGCUACUUAAAAUCGAGGAUGGUGAUCUUGGAGAUGAUGAUGACGGAGAAUCUAUUAUAAAAAUUCCAGAUGAAUUGUUGAUUACAAAAUUAGAAGAUCCGCUUUCAGAUCCAAUGUUUUUCAAAGAAUGUGUUAUUCUAACUCCUAAAUUGUCCGAUGUUGCUAUGUUGAACGAGCACCUGAUGUCUAUGAUUCCUGGUGAAGAAAGGACAUUUUUUGAGUUCAGAUAA
Molecule: messenger RNA, 762 nt
Organism: Gastrolobium bilobum
Lineage: Eukaryota; Viridiplantae; Streptophyta; Magnoliopsida; Fabales; Fabaceae
Exons: 4
Coding region: 1-762 (253 amino acids)
Biological process (GO): DNA repair; telomere maintenance
Molecular function (GO): DNA helicase activity
Source: RefSeq, a predicted model, not a curated record